Molecule: messenger RNA, 1560 nt
Organism: Ixodes scapularis (black-legged tick)
Lineage: Eukaryota; Metazoa; Arthropoda; Arachnida; Ixodida; Ixodidae
Product: cytochrome P450 4c3
Exons: 12
Coding region: 1-1560 (519 amino acids)
Molecular function (GO): monooxygenase activity; heme binding; iron ion binding
Source: RefSeq, a predicted model, not a curated record
AUGGCCAGUGCAUUGAUCACUAUUGGGGCUGUUGUUUUGUACUUGCGCUGGAAACGGAUACAUAGGCACUUCGGAAAUGUCCCUGGGACCGAAGAUGACUGGCCUUUCGUGCGGACCGUGUUGACCCAUAUUCACCUCAAAAGGAGAUCGAAAAAUGACUCUAUUGACUACAACGUCUUGUUCUUUGAGUAUAUCGUAGCAGGUUCAUGGAGAAUGAGGAGGCAUCCAUUCUUCAGGACGUACAUGGGGGACGCUCCUUACGUCAUCAUUCACAAGGCUGAAGCUGCAGAGGCUGUUCUGAACAACUCUACCAUGGUUAACAAAUCAGCAGAAUAUCGACUGCUGAAUCCAUGGCUUGGAACUGGCCUCUUGACGAGCUCAGGAAGCAAGUGGAGGGUCAGACGGAAGAUGCUGACGCCGGCGUUCCACUUUAGAAUCCUGGAAGACUUAUUGCCAGUAAUCAACGAGCACUCUGUGAUUUUCCAAGAUGUCCUCAGCGAAAUCGCUGAAAAGGAGGAAGUCAUUGACAUUGCGCCUCUUGUUGCACGCUGCACACUGGACGUCAUUUGUGAGACAGCCAUGGGAACAAAAAUAAACGCUCUUCGUUGCAGUGAUUCCAAGUACGUUUUAGCGGUCAAAAGGCUCGGCGAAUUGUUUCUGUCACGGGCUGCAAAGCCUUGGUUGUGGCCGGACAUCAUUUACAACCUCACCUUGGAGGCGGCGGAGUUCAAAGUGUGCCUCGACAUUCUCCACUCUUUCACCCGAAAGGUCAUAAAGGAAAGGAAGGCAACGUUAUUAAAACAACACGAAAUGAUGACGGAGCAUCAAGAGAAUGGUACGGUCGGCACUGGACACAAUCUAUCUGGACAAAGUCGGACUGCCUUCUUGGAUCUCCUGCUCUCCCAACACUUCAAAGACCCUUCUUUCACGGAGGAGGACAUCAGAGAAGAAGUCGACACAUUCACCUUCGAGGGACACGAUACAACGGCUGUAGGGAUUAGCUGGGCUCUUUACAUGAUUGGCUUGCAUCAUCACGUUCAAGAGCGGAUCCAGACUGAGCUUGAGAACAUCUUCGGGACAGACACAGAACGAAACGCAACGAUGAACGACAUCCGAAGCAUGAAAUACUUGGAAUGCGUGCUAAAGGAAUCUCAAAGACUGUUUCCGUCCGUGCCGUUGAUUGCACGCCUACUGCAACAAGACUGGAAAUAUGACAAGUACAUAAUGCCGAAGGGAACGGUUUGCUUGGUGUCCAUCUACUCCUUGCAUCGAGACCCGGACGCCUUCCCGAACCCGGAGGAAUUUAUUCCUGAAAGAUUUUUACCAGAGAACUGCACAGGCCGACACCCGUUUGCUUACGUUCCUUUCUCGGCUGGCCCAAGAAACUGCAUCGGUCAAAGGUUCGCGAUGAUGGAGAUGAAGACUUUGGUGUCCCGUAUUCUCCGCAAUUUUACUCUCCACUCUAUGGAUCAACGGGACAAAGUCCAACUGGCGGCGGAGCUGGUGCUUCGACCACGCGACGGGCUUCGCAUCAAGCUGAAGUGUCGAAAAAAGACAUGA